CACUUGUACUGCUGGCAAGAGUGACCAGAAUAAAAACAGCAACAACAGACAAGGAGGAGGGAAAAUAGCAAAGUGAUCCAUUGAAACUGAGGUUUUGCCGACUUUUAAUCCCAUAUUGUUCUCCUUUUUUCCUGGUCGCUACUCAACUUGUGUUAAUUAGGUAGCAGAGAAUAAAACCAUCUCAUCUGGAGAAGGGUGGUGCAUUUGGGAGCGAGAUGGCUAACGGAAAGGUUCAGCUGCUCCUCCAUGGACUCUUCCUCGUAGCAGUGAUUCAGCCCUCUCUGCAAGGAGGCGUGUAUGUACCACCUGGUGCAGGGAUAGGAGCUGGACCAGGAACUGGAUUCUUUCCAGGGUCUACAGGAGGAGUGCCCGCUGGCUAUAAACCCGCUAAAGCAGCAGGAGGCUAUGGAGCUGGAGGGCAAGGUGGCGGCCCAGGAGGUCUAGUGCCAGGAGCCGUUGGCCAGGCUGGCUUUGGCAUUGGAGGACUAGGAGCAGGACAAGGAGGGAAAGCCCCCAUACCAGGUUAUGGCAAUCUAGGAGCCGGGGGUCUUGGAGGUGGAGGUUAUGGUGCUGGAGGCAUAGGUGGCGGUGGUUAUGGAGGGUAUGGUGGUGUCCCAGGCGGAAUCUUCCCAGGGGCUGGACAGAAGGCUAGUAAAAGAGGUGCUGGAGGCCAUUUGCUACCAUUUGGAGGAGCUGGAACUGGAACUCUUCCUGCUGGAGGCCCUGUUAUUCCACAAAUAGGCUUGCCAGGAGGGGCUGGUGCUGGAUCAGGAAAGAAAGCUUCCAAAGUACCAGGUGUGGGUGUGCCAGGACUUUAUCAAGGCGGUUUAGUACCAGUGAAUGGUUUCGGUAACCGUGGAGUUCUUCCAGGAGUUGCCACUGGCAAUGGCCUCAGUCAAAAGUCACUUGGUGCCGGGGGACAGGGUGGUGCGGGACCAGGGUACGGUGGAGUGAUGCAACCUGGAGUGUUCCAUGGCUAUCCUCUGAAAUCACCCACAACUCAAGGUGGCCAAGGAGCAAAACCUGGAGGUGGAAAACUUCCCUUUGGGUACGGGGGGUUUGGUAAUCAAGGAGCUGGACUUCCAGGGGGUAAAGGUGGCCCUGGGCCAAAGCCAGGAUUUCCUAUUGGAACUGGAGUGGGCACUGGUGGAAUUUCACCUGCACAGGCUAAAUCUGCCAAAUAUGGUUUAGGUGGCGCUGGUGGACUUGGUGCUGUCGCUGGUGGUGCUGGCGGUUUUGGCCCUGGUGCAGUUGGUUUUGGUGGUGUCGGUGGCACAGGUGGACUAUAUCAAGGGCUGACACCAGGAGCAGGCUAUGGACCUGGUUCAAAAGCUGCGAAGUAUGGUGGACUGCCAGGUGGUGUUCCUGGCGGCGUGCCAGGUGGCGUACCGGGCGGUGUUCCUGGUGGUGUUCCUGGUGGUGUUCCUGGUCGUGUUCCAAGUGGUGGAUAUAUACCAUCUUCCAAAGCAGCAAAAUAUGGUGGCGUACCAGGAGGCGUACCAGGAGGCGUACCGGGAGGCGUACCAGGAGGCGUACCGGGAGGCAUACCAGGUGUUGUACCGGGGGGUGUACCGGGUGGUGUUCCUGGUGGUGUUCCGGGUCGUGUGCCAGGUGGUGGAUAUUUACCAUCUGCCAAAGCAGCUAAAUAUGGUGGCAUACCCGGAGGCGUACCCGGAGGCGUACCCGGAGGCGUACCAGGUGGCGUACCAGGUGGCAUACCAGGUGGUGUACCAGGCGGCGUUCCUGGUGGAGUACCUGGUGGCGUUCCUGGGGGUGUUCCAGGCGGUGGAUAUUUACCGUCUGCCAAAGCAGCUAAAUAUGGUGGCAUACCCGGAGGCGUACCCGGAGGCGUACCAGGUGGCGUACCAGGUGGUGUACCAGGCGGCGUUCCUGGUGGAGUACCUGGUGGCGUUCCUGGGGGUGUUCCAGGUGGUGGAUACUUACCGUCUGCCAAAGCAGCUAAAUAUGGUGGCAUACCCGGAGGCAUACCCGGAGGCGUACCAGGUGGCGUACCAGGUGGCGUACCAGGUGGCGUACCAGGUGGCGUACCAGGCGGCGUUCCUGGUGGUGUACCUGGUGGUGUUCCUGGGGGUGUUCCAGGUGGUGGAUAUUUACCAUCCGCCAAACCUGCUAAAUAUGGUGGCGUUCCUGUAAGCGGAGUUCCUGGUGGUGUUCCUGGUGGUAUACCUGGUGGCGUUCCUGGUGGCGUUCCAGGAGGUGGAUAUUUACCCUCUGCCAAAGCAGCAAAAUAUGGCGGUGUACCGGGAGGAUUACCAGGCGCUGUUCCAGGUGGUGUUCCUGGUGGCGUACCAGGUGGUGUUCCUGGUGGUGUCCCAGGUGGUGGAUAUUUACCAUCCGCUAAGGCAGCUAAAUAUGGUGGUGUGCCAGGAGGUGUAGCAGGGGGCUUACCAGGGGGUGUACCAGGAGGUGUACCAGGCGGUGUACCAGGAUUUGGUGGGUAUCAACCUGCUGCCAAAGCAGCUAAAUAUGGUGGUGUGCCAGGUGGUGUGCCAGGUGGUGUACAACGAAGUGGUGGAUAUUCACCAGCAGCCAAAGCAGCUAAAUAUGGUGGUGUCCCUGGGGGUUUACCUGGGCUUUUGCCAGGUGGGGUACCAGGUGGUGUCCCAGGAUUUGGUGGAGUACCAGGUGGGGUACCAGGGGGUGUGCCUGGUGGUGUACCAGGAUUUGGUGGAUAUCAACAAGGAGCUAAGGCAGCUAAAUAUGGCAGCAUACCAGGUAGCGUACCAGGUGGUGUACCGGGUGGUGUACCGGGUGGUGUACCGGUUGGUGUACCGGGUGGCAUUCCUGGUGGCAUUCCAGGUGGAGGAAAUUUACCAACAGGCAAAGCAGCUAAAUACGGUGGUGUGCCAGGUGGCGUACCUGGGGGUGUUCCAGGUGGCAUUCCUGGUGGUGUUCCAGGUGGCAUACCAGGUGGUGUGCCAGGAGGAGUGCCAGGAGGGGCACCGUUUGCAGUACCAGGGGGAGUGCUGAGAUUUCCAGGGAUUGCAUAUUCACCAGCAUCCAAAGCAGCAAAAUAUGGAGCCAGACCAGGGUUAGGAGGCACAGGACUAGGAGGACCAGGUACAGGAUUAGGUGGAGUAUCAGGUUUAGUCCCAGGAGGAGUUGGAGGUGGACAAUAUUCUGCUGCAGCAAAAGCUGCUAAAUAUGGAGGAGCAGGAGCAGGGUUGGGCACAGGAGGACUGGGAGGAGCAGGAACGGGAGUAGGCGGAGUACCUGGUUUAGUACCAGGGGGAGUUGGAGGUGGGCAAUACUCUGCUGCUGCAAAAGCUGCCAAAUAUGGAGGAGCAGGAGCAGGGUUGGGGGCAGGUGGCCUGGGCGGAACAGUAGGAGGCGUGCCUGGUUUGGUACCAGGAGGAGUUGGUGGUGGACAAUAUCCUGCUGCCGCAGCAAAGGCUGCUAAAUAUGGUGGAGCGGGAGCAGGGCUAGGAGCGGGUGGUCUGGGAGGAGUGGGAACAGGAGUGGGAGGAGUACCUGGUUUGGUACCAGGGGGUGGACAGUACUCUCCUGCUGCAAAGGCUGCAAAAUAUGGAGGCGCGGGAGCAGGGUUAGGCACAGGAGGACUGGGAGGAACAGGUGGACAAGUACCUGGUUUUGUACCAGGGAUUGGAGGUGGACGAUACUCUCCUGCUGCAAAAGCGGCUAAAUAUGGUGGAGCAGGAACUGGAUUAGGAACAGGAGGACCAGGAGGUACAGGUGGGCAAAUUUCUGGUUUUGUACCCGGAGGAGUUGGAGGUGGUCAAUAUCCUGGUGCUGCUGCAAAAGCUGCUAAAUACGGAGUAACAGGAUUAGGAACGGGAGGCCCGAGCGGAACAGGGGGACUCGGAGGAACAGGAGUGGGAGGUGUGUCUGGUUUGGGACAGGCAGGAGGACAAUAUCCUGGUGCUGCUGCAAAAGCUGCCAAAUAUGGAGGAGCAGGUGCUGGAGUAGGAACAGGUGGACUGGGAGGAACAGGUGGUCAAGUACCUGGUUUUCUUCCAGGAGGAGUUGGAGGCGGUCAAUAUUCUGCUGCUGCAAAAGCAGCUAAAUAUGGAGGAGCAGGAGCAGGCUUAGGAACGGGAGGAGUUGGGGGAGCAGGAGGACUUGGAGGAACAGGAGGACAAUACCCUGCAGCUGCUGGUGCUGCUGCCGGUGCAAAAGCUGCCAAAUAUGGUAACGUUUCUGGAGCAGGUGUUGGCGCAACACCAAAUCCCGCCGUUCCCGAUGGUUCUGCUUUGGCUGUGCCUGGUGGCACCGGCGUUCCCACUGCUGGAAAACCACCAAAAGAUGUGAGUCCGUCUGGAACUCCUGGUCCAGGGCCAACACCAAUUGCCUCAAAUGGCACGGGCACAGAGCUCCCGCAGCCCACUGGUACAAAAGGUGAAAUUCCAACUGGUGUUGGUGUUGGUGAGGGCCCAGCAGGCAAAGCACCAAAACCAAUCCCACAAGGUGCUGGAACAGGUGUCGGUCCAAGCGGAGUUGGUUACCCUUAUGGAGUUCCUUAUGGACCUGGAACAGGUAUUGGAACUGGAACAGGACCUGCGCUGCCUGGUGCAAAGCCCUUGAAACCUCCCUACGUAGGAGGAGCAGGAGGUGGAGCAGGAAUUCCACUGGCAGCAGGAGGCUAUCCAGCGGGAUACAAUCCAUAUCAACGUGGGUAUGGACAGGGUGGUUUCCCAUACCCCUCAGCAGUUGGACUGGGUGGUGCUGGGGGAGGAGCUAAAGCACCAAAACCAGGUUAUGGAAAUCUUGGAGGUGGUGGAGGAUAUCAACCGCAGCCAGGUGGAUACGUCCCAGCCCCUUUGACACCUCAACAAGCCAAAGCAGCCAAGUAUAUUGGGAAUCCAUUGCAAGGCUUUCUGGGUGGUGCAGGAGGGGGAGGCGCCUACCGAGGUGGUGCCGCAGCAGCAUGCCAGGGCAAAUACUGCGGCAGGAAGAAGUAGAUCCUCCUGAGGUGUGAGAGGGCCUGAAAAAAUCCAUGGUGCUACUGCAUGAACUAGAAUGUACAUUUUAGAACACAACUAUUCAAUGUUGUUUUUACGUACUUGAUUUCAACGUCCGCUUCUGUGCAAACCCACCGACCAAGAGUUUUGUAUUUUUUUUUUCCUCAUGUGUCAUUUAUUACUGACAGUGCCUUUUUACAUGAAUGUGUGAAAGUCAAUUGGUUUUAAUGCCCCUGAGUAAUUCUAGUUGAUAUAUAUGUGUCGUCCCAUGUUGCUCAUUCCUACGCAUACAAAUGUCUUCUUUAUGUGGAGUGGACAUAUGGUGACACGGCGAAAGACUGCAUGAAAACGUUGUCUGCCAAUGCAACCCUUGAGCAGGACCCUGAAGCGCAUGCUUUGCAGUCUUAAAAAAACACAGGGGCUGAAAUUCUGCAGCACACCACCUCUCUGACCCGUGAGAAGGCUGCUUUCUGUGGCCGACUCUCUGCAUCAUCUUGGGCCCUCCUUCCUUGCUGCUACUUUUAGUCCCAUUGGGUAUAAAGUAGUGGGAAACGGGAUUUCUGCCAACUCAUCUGUUCUCAACCUUUUUUUGCUGAUUCUAUUUGCCCAAGAACCUCCAAUUUCGACAAGUGCCUUUUGAAGAUCAGUCUGUAAAAGAAUGUUGCCUUUUCUACUUUCAUUCCUCUAGUGUAUUUCUGAAAAGUUUGCAUUUUUGCGCAUUCGCUUAGUGAUGCUUUUUUCCUCAAGCAUCAUUUCAGGAGUUAUUUUCAUUCAUGUCAUAGGGUCAUCAAGCUUAUGCUAUUGUUAUUAUAAAUGUGUGAACAUGCAGUAAGACCUUGCCAUUGCAUUUACUAUUCAUGAAUUGUAGUACAGAAUAACAUUUUUAUUUAAUGGGUUCAUCCAACCCCCAUUGUUCAUUUACUUGAGCUGUUUAUUUGAAGAAAAAAAAAAGAGGAAAAAGCCUAACUGACCAAAGGUUCAUGGGUGCUGUUGCCAUGUGACCCCAUUUUCCAUAAUUGUGUACUGUAUUUUGUACUAAUAUGAAGGUUGCUGGCGUUUGUUCGUCCACUCCGAGCUGUGUGAGAACUGUCUUUGAGCCUCGCUGGGUCAGACAAGUGCCGUGGGAUACACUUCAUCUUUAUUUAAAACUAUUUCUAUAAGGAGGAACAUUGUGGUUUUGCACUUUUUUGUAUGUCUCCACCCACACAUGCACACUCUCACAUGACUUGAUAUAUCCUGCCAUUGUAUUUGCUUUAUUGAAAAACAAAAUAAA
Molecule: messenger RNA, 6213 nt
Organism: Corythoichthys intestinalis (scribbled pipefish)
Lineage: Eukaryota; Metazoa; Chordata; Actinopteri; Syngnathiformes; Syngnathidae
Gene: elna
Product: elastin a
Exons: 57
Coding region: 216-4940 (1574 amino acids)
Molecular function (GO): extracellular matrix structural constituent
Source: RefSeq, a predicted model, not a curated record